UAUCCAAAUGGUUGGCCUAAGUAUGACUGUCCAAUCCCACCUGUUCGUUCGUUACCUCAAGAUGUUCAUCAUCUUGCGCCUUGGGAUAUCUCGGUGGUAGGAGCCCUGGGAGAUUCCUUAACUUUGUAUUGGGUUUUCUAUUACUUUAUAUCGUUCGAUCCACCUGGUUGA
This is a messenger RNA of Strongylus vulgaris, 171 nucleotides long. Lineage: Eukaryota; Metazoa; Nematoda; Chromadorea; Rhabditida; Strongylidae. The record is from the annotation of a GenBank genome assembly.